This is a messenger RNA of Vicia faba (fava bean), 2043 nucleotides long. The record is from the annotation of a GenBank genome assembly. NCBI's taxonomy places the organism in Eukaryota, Viridiplantae, Streptophyta, Magnoliopsida, Fabales, Fabaceae.
AUGAGAAAAAAAAGCAGAAGCCGUCGAUCUCAUCCGCAGAAGACAAUCUCAUCAUCAGAAGACGGUCGAUCUCAACAGCCGAAGACGAUCUCAUCAUCAGAACACGGUGUCAUUGAUAAGGGAAGCUAUACUCCACUAUCGUUCUACAUGGAUUCCGCCGCCAACCACCCUGGCCCGAUUUGUAAGGGUUAUCGUAGGGGUUUACUGUCCUCCGAAUCAAUGGUGGAUAAAUCUGUCUUGGGCAAAAACCCUAUUCCACUGUCGCUCUACACCACCAACCUCGUCUACCACCCUGGUGAAUUAAUGAUGGAUAUAUUUCUCGAUCCCAUGGGUGAAUCAAAGCUCGAUAUAUUUGCCGAUCCCAUGGGUGAAUCAAUUAUGGAUGUAUUUAUCAAUUCCAUGGGUGAUUCUAUGGAUGAUAGAUUUGCGGAAUCCAUGUCUGAUUCAAUCAUGGGUAUUCGUUUGGAUCCAAAGCUGGAUACAUUCCGUCCACUAUCGUUUUACAUUGAUCCCACAGUCUCCUUCACUGGUCAUAAAAACUAUAUUCCACUUUCCAUGCUUUCCAACGGCACUCCGAUGGAUAUCCAAAGCAACUCCUCUCAAUCAAAGUCCAGCUUUGGUUUUAGUUCCCGGUCCUCUGGAUCAAAGUCCAGCUUUGGUUUUAGUUCCCAGUCCUCUGGAUCAAAAUCUGUGGCAAAGCUCAGCAAAGACCAUUCUCCACUACGGUUCUACACCACCGCUAGUCAGAUGGAAAACACAGAGUCCUCCAAAUCAAAGGUUAGCAGAAACUCUAUUUCCGAAGAAAUUGCUUUCUCUAUUCUUUCAAAACUGUCUGUAAAAUCAUUGAAGCGCUUUGGAUGCGUAUGCAAAUCAUGGUCCGUUUUAUUUGAAAACACUGAUUUCAUGACCAUGUACACCAACCAUUUCCUAUCUCGUCACGGUUCUGAUGAUCAUUAUCAUACAUUUAUCCUCGCCAAUCAAUAUUUUCUUUAUGAUGACAACCACUGUUGUUAUUACGAAUCUGAAUUCCAUUUGCUCGAGAACGGACUCAAAUUUAAUUUGCCAUCUCCAUUACAACACUCUGGCGCUGAUACUUAUAUUCUGGGUUCCACAAGUGUUAACGGCAUUUUUUGUCUUGGUCAAAGUUAUUUUCAAAGUGUUAACGGCAUUUUUUGUCUUGGUCAAAGUUAUUUUCAAAAUAUGAAUGAGCAGUCCCAAUAUGUACUGUGGAAUCCCCUUACUGAGGAAUUCACGGUCAUUCCUUCUAGCCCCACUCAACUUAUACCAAAAGACCCUACAGGCUUCACCUUCUGCCCGGAUUCUGUUUUUCACGGGUUUGGUUAUGACCAACUUAGAGAUGACUUUAAGAUCAUUCAAUAUUUAUCAUUUUAUUAUGAUCGCUAUCCUCGGCAUCAAACAAGUUUUUUUGAGAUAUAUAGUUUGAAAAGUAAUUCUUGGAGAAUGAUCAACAUGGAGAAUCAUAUGUCUCAUUGGGAUUUUGUUCUAUCUCGGUCAUUUUCUGGUCUCGAAGUUUAUGUGGAUGGAGCGUGUCAUUGGUUGGUUUUGGAUUCUUUCAGCCAUCUACAUGCUAUGACUCUCUUGUCAUUUGACUUGAGUGAUGAGGUGUUCCUUACAACACUCAUUGGGGAAGAACCUUUUUCCCCAUACAGUUGUCAUGGACGCUUGACGCAAUUAAAUGGAUCAAUUGCUUUAAUCUCAAAUUAUCACGAUGAUAUUGUUUUUCACAUAUCUGUUCUGGGUGAACUUGGUGUGAGUGAAUCAUGGAUCAAACUAUAUACUUAUGGCCCCUUACCUUCCAUCCAAUGGCCCCUAAUUGGAUUUGGAAAGAUGGGAUAUAUAUACGUUACGACAAAAGAUUAUGAAGUCGCCUAUGUUAAUUUGAACACCCAAAUAAUUGAGGAGUUUGGUAUUAAUGGUGGAAAGAGAAGUAAAUUAAUAAUUGAGGUAGUUGGUAUUCCCAGUGGAAAGGGAAGUAAAUUUAUGGCCGGUCUUUACAAGGAAAGCCUUCUUACAAGUAACUAG